Messenger RNA from Closterium sp. Yama58-4, 3351 nucleotides. NCBI's taxonomy places the organism in Eukaryota, Viridiplantae, Streptophyta, Zygnematophyceae, Desmidiales, Closteriaceae. The record is from the annotation of a GenBank genome assembly.
AUGUAUAAGACCAUCAAUAAGGUGUUUCACAACCAUGGUGGCAAGAAGAAAACGAGAGGAGACGCGUCGGAUAGCAUCAAUCGCAGCCACAGCUCCGAGAAAUCUCAAAAUGCCGUUCCCUACGCCGGAACGCCAAUCCCACAACACGUGGCCGUGGCGGCGGCGCAGGACCUGCGGCCAGAUUCCCCGCUGCGCUUGGGCUCACCGUCGAUUGCGGCGAUUGGUGAGGCCACGCUUAAGAAGAUCGUGAAGCGUGCGUUCUACGGCGAGGGAUCAGGCGCGCCGGCGGGGAGGCUGAAGGAGGUACCUACGGAGAUGCUGGCGUUCGAAAUCGGCAGCAUCAUGCGGCGCAUGCUCGAAAUCUACGACUCCAUGGCGGAGAAAAUGCUCUCGUCGCUGCGCUCCAACCUCCAGGCACCGGGAGUGGUCACGCUCAUUUCGAAUGACCUUCGCGUGCUCUGGGGCCUCGCAGGGUACGAGAAGCACGAGGAGCUGCGCGUGGUGGCGGCGCGCGUGGCGGUGUUAGGGCGCAAGGGCGCGGACGUGCGGCUGAGGCGGCUGGAGCGCGUGUUGGCGCACCUGGACUCGCCGGACGCCAACUACAAGGACUUCGCCGUCUCCUCCGCCGAGGGCGAGGUGCUCCUCAGGUUCAUGCGCGAGCAGGCGGAGGCGACCAACACGCUCAAGGCGGAGAUGGAAGCCAUUCAGCUGCUGCACUCCCGCAUCCAGGAGUACGGGGAGUGGAAUUCGCUGCAGGAGAUGGUGACGCAGGGCAAGCUGGUGGAGAAGCUGCAGGGCCACUGCCUCUGGGCCUACAACCUCGACUACCUCGUGCAGCUGCUGGUGGUGGCGGCGUGCUACGUGCGCAAGAAGAUCUUCGCGUCGUUCGGGCACGGCAUGUGCCCGGCGCGCAUCCGCGCGGCGUCGCUGGGCGAGGCGGGUUUGGCGCUGCACUACGCGAACGUGGUGGUGCUGCUGGAGCGCAUCAUCCAGCAGCCCGACGCCGUGCUCGGCCCCACGCGCGACGAGCUGUACGACAUGCUGCCGCGCAGCAUCCAGUACCUGCUGCGCGUGCAGCUGCAGGACCCGCUCAACUUCACCGCGGACGGCCGCGUGGAGGCCAACCUCAAGCGCGGGCUGCUGCUGCUGCCCACCAUGGCGCACAACACCAUCCACUGGCACUCGCUGCACACGCCGGGCGCCGCUCUUGACUUCGGCGAAAUGGUCUUCCAAGUGCAGACGUUCUACUACGCGAAUCGCGAGGCGGUGAACGCAACGCUGGUGGACGUGCUGCUGGGGCUGUGCCGCAUCUGCGGCGUCGAGGCGCCCAUUGGCAGCAUCUCCCUGCACGCGCCCGCCACCGCCGACUACUCGCUCGCGCUCGCGCGCAGCCAGGAGGAGGACGAGCGCGGCUUCCGCCGGCAGUGGGGCAUGGAGGCGCGCGAGGAGGACUGGUUCGGCGGGCAGGUCUUCAAGGUAGCGGACGAGCGCCGCGCUCCGCGCAGGGACGCCGCGCAGGUGGGCGCGCAGCAGGGCGGGCACGCUGGGGGGCUCGCAGAGGGCGGGGGAUACGGGGGAGGCGGGUACGGUGGUGGGAACGAGGGGCAGUUGAGCGGGGACGGGUACGGCGAGCAGGGAGGGCAGUGGCAGGUGCAGGGCGGGGGGAUGGACGGCAGGGGGGACGGCAGGGGGGACGGACGAGCAGCAGCGGCAGCAGGGAGCAUGGGAGGGGGGGCGUUUGCGCGGGUGCGGGUGGGGCAGGAGGAGGGGCGGGUGGCGUCGAUGGAUCGGCGCAGCGGCAGCUGGGUGUCGGACGCGUCCACGGACGACAACACCACCUUCGGCGCGUCCUCGCCCUCCCUCUCCCUCUCCGAGGCCGGCAGUGCCUCCAGCGCCAAGCCCGCUCGCGGCCGCUCCUCACGGCUGUCGCGCGACCCCUCGCUGUCCACGGACGGCCCCUCCACGCCCUCCAGCCUCGCCUCUGAUCGCGACUGCUAUGCUGCUGAGGCCCCGGGCGCAGGGGAUGGAGGGGCAGGGGGCAGGGGCGGGCAAGGUGCAGCAGCUCCACCGGCUGGGAGGAAAGCGAGCCGCAUGUCGAGCCGCAAGGGCAGCGGUAGCAGUAACGGUUCCGACCGCCCCUCCACUCCGCCCAUGUUCUCCUCCCCCUUGCGCUCCCCCUCCGCGGAUCUCCCACCCACCACCCCCCCACACCACUCUCGCACACCCCAACGCUCGCCCAGACAAGGGACAGGAGGAGAUGGGGACGGGGGAGGGGUAGGUGGAGGGGAGGGGGGGGCGGGUUGGGGUGGGCACAGCGAGGUGCGCAAAAGUCGGAGCAAGAAGGGAGCAAGAGGGAGCAGCAGCAGCAGUGGCGGGGCAGAGGGCGGUUUCUUCAGCAGCAGUGGCAGCUUCAAGGACCAUGGGUCAUCGCCAAUGCGCCCCUCAAACCUCUCGGUGCCGGCGUCCGUGUCAUCAUCGCCCUCUCCCUCGUCCGUGCCGCGGCAGGUGAGCGCCGACGCGCUGUCGGUGGGGUCCAACGACAGUGACGGCCGCUGGUCCACAUCGCUCUCGCGCCGUUCCUCACGCUGGGCGGGCGUGGUGGGCUUUGGCAAGUCCAAGUCGUCCCGCCUGCCCGAGGGGGCGCCGCCCAUGCCGCCACCACCAGCGGUGGUUGGGGGGGUGCAGGAGAGCGUGGCGGGCAGCAGCGUGGAGGAGGGAGGGGCGCUGGCGGUGGAGAAUCCGUACGACGACCCGGCGUUUGCGGGGCUGGACACGCCGACGCUGCGCAAGGCCAUGCAGAGCGGCGGGCUGGUGGGGUGCUUCACGGGGGGCUCGAGCGUGGCGGACUCGGACUCGGAGGCGGAGAGCCUGUCGUCCAGCAACGGCGUUGACGAGGAGGAUAUGGCCGAAAGUGAAUCCCCAGUCGCGUCGGCCUCUUCAACGGCUUCAGAGGAUCCGUUCAAGGAGUACUAUGACAACGAUAUGGAAAUCCUGAAUCGGAAAUAUCCGAAAUUGGGAAACAAUCCUUCUGAUAUGGCAAAGAGAUGUGAAUAUCAGAGGGAAUAUUGUCGUGAUUUGAAGGCAUGCGUCAACGCUGCUGCCAAGUCGUACUCUUCGAAAAGGAUGGCAGAGGUCAGGCUUGAAGAAGAGAGGAAACUGAGGCAACGUGCAGAAGUCAACGUAUCGGAGCUGGAGGCAGAAGUUGCACGGCUGAAGGAGGACAAGGAGCAGCUUCGCACCCAGCUGCUGCUGCUGCAGUCCCACGCGCACGCGGCAACACAAGCUGAACAGCAGCGCAGGGCAUUGGUGGAUCACUUCUUUACUCUAUUCAACUCAAUGGCGCACACUGAA